Molecule: messenger RNA, 1086 nt
Organism: Clonostachys solani
Lineage: Eukaryota; Fungi; Ascomycota; Sordariomycetes; Hypocreales; Bionectriaceae
Source: the annotation of a GenBank genome assembly
AUGGGGGGUCACCCCGCCACCACCACCCAGGCUCAACAGUCCACCAAGCAGCGCCUCGCGCUCGCCAUCUGCGACUUCCUCAACACCUCCGCCACCGACGGCACCCUGACAGGAGAGGACAAGGACUCGAUCGACAUCGCCGUCAACUGCAUCGCCGAGUCCUUCAAGGUCGACCCCACCGACUCCGCCACCCUCGGCGGCCAGAACCUCGAGCAGAUCUACUCCGUCUACGAGACCCUCAAGAACAAGACCACCGCCGGUGCCUCCUCCUCGUCCGCCUCGGAGCCCUCCGACGAGAAGAAGAAGGAGGCCGACGCCCUCAAGAGCAGGGGCAACGCCUCCAUGGCCCAGAAGGACUACAAGUCCGCCAUCGACCUCUACACCCAGGCCCUCUCCAUCCACCCCCGCAACGCCGUCUUCCUCUCCAACCGCGCCGCCGCCCACUCCGCCAACAAGGACCACGCCUCCGCCCGCUCCGACGCUGACGCCGCCGUCGCCAUCGACCCCUCCUACACAAAGGCCUGGUCCCGCCUCGGCCUCGCCCGCUUCGCCCUCGGCGACGCAAAGGGCGCCAUGGAGGCCUACUCCAGGGGCAUCGAGCACGAGGGCAACGGCGGCAGCGACGCCAUGAAGAAGGGCUUCGAGACCGCCAAGCGCCGCGUCGACGAGAUCGAGAGGGAGGAGGCCGCCGACCUCUCCCGCGGCGCUGGCCCCGGCUCCCCAGGACAAGGGCCCGGCGGCCUCGACUUCGGCAACCUCGCCUCCAUGCUCGGCGGCGGCGGCGCCCCGGGCGGUGCUGGAGGUGCUGGCGGCAUGCCCGACCUCGGCUCCAUCAUGAGCAACCCCAUGUUCGCCAACAUGGCCCAGAACCUCAUGAGCAACCCCGACCUGAUGAGCAACCUGAUGAGCAACCCUCGGCUGCGAGACAUGGCCAACCAGUUCAGCAGCGGCGGUGGCAUGCCGGACCUCAACAGCCUGAUGUCUGACCCCGCAAUUGCGGAUAUGGCUCGUAAUAUGAUGGGUGGCGGUGGCCCUGGAGCCCCAGGUGGCGGCUCCAACAACCCUCAGGGACACAAUGAGCAAUAG